This is a messenger RNA of Oncorhynchus kisutch (coho salmon), 3142 nucleotides long. RefSeq names its product glucose-6-phosphatase 2. The coding region runs from base 1680 to 2900 and encodes 406 amino acids. Gene Ontology annotation, cellular component: membrane. The transcript is spliced from 5 exons. The record is from RefSeq and is a predicted model, not a curated record. Gene Ontology annotation, biological process: gluconeogenesis; glucose 6-phosphate metabolic process. Lineage: Eukaryota; Metazoa; Chordata; Actinopteri; Salmoniformes; Salmonidae. Gene Ontology annotation, molecular function: glucose-6-phosphatase activity.
UCUGAACACCUGUGUGUAAAUGGAAGAGAAGCCACAAAUGUGUUGUCAGGGAUACAUACUGUAGGCUGCAACUGUUAAAACAGGUAUAGUAAGUGUGUAUUUUGUAUUCGUGAAAUUGACGUGAUUUGAAAGGAGUGGUAUAUGUUUAUAGAACCGUACCGCAAUUGAGAAUUGAUUCCUGUUUACAUGGAGUAAUGUCAUUUGUUUUGGCUUCCAGAGCCAAUUCGCCCUUGUAAAUCAGAACAUGUAAGGUCCUACGGUGUAACGUUAGUCUCCUUUGGUCCAAUACUGGGCUAGUUUAGGCCAUAUUUUUCCCAGCUGCCACAUGCAUAAAUCAAGUGUCGGGGGUUCAAUUUUUCUGAUAAAACAGCUAAUCCCAGAUUGUUGUAGCUUUACACUGAAAUAUAUGAACUCAUGGUUAAGCAAACCCAGCUAGCUAAAAACAAACCACCUCUCAACUCAUGAACAAACGUGGCCGACGCGAUUCAUAUAACAAUCAUUUUAGCUAUAAUUGUAUAAAAUAUGGUGAAUUUUGUUAGCCAACGUUACCGUAGCAAUUUUCGGAUGUUCCUAGACCCAGAACUCCUGUCAGCUUUUCGCAGUAGUUUUCAACAUUUCGGCUCACGGAAAAAAGGACUGUGACUGCACACCGGAAAUUGAGUUUUUUUUAUGUAAAGUUAAAGUUGCUAGUCCUUUAAGAAAUAAACUUAUGCAAUACAAAUUAUAAUGCACAUUAUUUAUCAAAUUCGAUGUUUAUUCCUUAUGUCUCGUCUAAAACCAGAUAUGAAAAUAAAAAGGGAAUGAGACACGUUUUUCACAAUGCAAAGUUUUUAGUCUCUUUGUCUGUGCUCAUGAAUUUGCGCCACCCUGUGGCGAUAUAAGACAUGUACCUGUAGGCAAAGCCUAUAUCAACGUUAUACAUAUAUAUAUUUGUACAUUUUAGUCGAGUUUAUAUCUGCAUGAAGAUACAGAAUGUUAAGAAGGCAUAGUUUAUUACCAGUUUAGUCCCUGGAGAUUGUCUAGAAAAGGGGUCUGUUCACUAGAACAGACCCAUUAGAUAUCCCAUUGGUCUCACUGGGGCAUCUGGUAGCCUUUUUCUCAGUUGAGAAAAAUAAGAGCAAAACUGCUCCUUUGGGGUCCACAGCCAUUCAAUGUAUUUGAACUAUUCCAGACAGAACAGCUGAACAGUCAACUAAUAAUAAAGCCCUUGAUAAGUGAAUCAAGUUGUGAAAUAUCUGGGUGUCCCAGAGGAGAGGUACGAGAACCACUGUAGUAGGGGAUGUUCACUUAUCUUAGGGUAAUGGUUAAAAUCCAAAAUUACUUUUAAAAAUAAACAAUAUAAUAAUAAUAGUACAUAUCGUGAUGUUUUACUUCACAGUUAGAAACCCAUUGUUGUUACAGUGCCCAAUCACCCCACCAGAGAAUCACUGAAUGGGAAAAUGAUGUCAUUAUGUAAAUGACCCCGGUGGUCGAACAGUGCAUUUGCGUGCGAACACUGUCCUCAAAGGUGGAUAGAAUGGCUAAUAUUUAACCAAUAAAAGUAAUGACCUGUGGACAAUCUAAUGUCCACACUAUCAUCCUGUAAACAACUUUGUGCAACAUGCCUUAAAAUGCUGAUUUCACAUUAUACCAACACAAUCAAACAAUGUCAACCCAUACACUUAGCUUUUGAAUGAUUUAUGAUGGUACAUUUACAUAUAAAGAAGACAGCUCUCUCUCUCUCUCUCUCUCUAUUAAAAAGGGAGAGACUGAUGUCCACGGUGCAGCAUUGUAGUUGUGGCCAAGGGAGCAGCUGUCCCAGUCGUGCCAGACAGACUGAACCCCAGAUGGACCUCAUCCACAGCAGUGGGGUGCUGGUGAUCCAGCACCUCCAGAGCAACUACAAGGACUACCAUGACUUCCUUGACUUCAUGUCCUCUGUGGGCGACCCUCGUAACAUCUUUUCUCUCUAUUUCCCUCUGUGGUUUCAGCUUAGCCAAAUUGUCGGCACCAAGAUGAUAUGGGUGGCAGUUAUCGGAGACUGGUUCAACCUCAUUUUCAAAUGGAUUCUGUUUGGUCAACGGCCAUACUGGUGGGUGCAUGAAACUCUCUUUUACCAGAAUAAUUCACUCCCCCAGCUGGAGCAGUUCCACAUUACCUGUGAAACAGGACCAGGCAGUCCAUCCGGUCAUGCCAUGGGCUCUUCGUGUGUCUGGUAUGUAAUGAUCACAUCAGCACUCAACUUUACCAGACGCCUUUGUGACAGCUCAACUCAGGGUUGCCAGAGGUUUGGGCUUGUGUGGUCCUUUUUGUGGAUGGCAUUUUGGAUCAUUCAGAUUAGUGUUGGCAUCUCCAGGAUCUUCAUCGCCACACACUUCCCUCACCAGGUUAUCCUUGGUGUUCUAGCUGGUAUACUAGUUGCUGAAGCAUUUGAGCAUGUUCCCUCGAUCCACACAGCCAGUUUAAAAGUCUACCUUCACACUAGCUUAUUUCUGUUCUCCUUUGCCGUCAGCCUUUACUUGCUCCUUAAAAUGAUAGACAUUGACCUAUUGUGGUCGAUACCUAAAGCAAAGAAGUGGUGUGCCAAUCCAGACUGGAUCCACCUGGACACUACACCUUUUGCUGGUUUAGUGAGGAACCUGGGAGCAUUGUUUGGACUUGGCCUGGCCAUUAAUUCUCAGAUGUUCAUCCAGAGCUGCAAGGUGAAGAACGGCUACAAGACUAGGUUUAAACUCAUGUGUGUAGCAGCCAAUCUGACCUCUCUGCAGCUGUACGAUUUCAUCAAAAUUCCCACUCACACAGAGAUCCUGUUCUACACACUCUCAUUCUGUAAGAGUGCUGCAGUCCCUCUUAGUGUGGUGGCACUCAUCCCCUACGGUGUUCACUUGUUGAUAGGAGACAAGGAGAGGAAAUUAGACUAAAUGUUUGUACAUCGUCACUUGACACAAUGACGAAUUGCAUUAUAAUGAACAUAGAUUGCCUGACUCCUAUGGCAAUUUGUUUAAGGUUGUAAUGUAGAUAUCUUUUGCUAAGCUGUUUACCUUGUUGGAAAAUGUGGAUUAUAGUUUUUGCAAUGUUAAAUUGUAUGUUACAUGUACAGUGUGAAAUGAGUGAGCUGGUGUUUUUUUAAGACAAAAAAAAUUAAAGUAAAUUGUAAACAAAA